AUGACCAGCAAACGAUUGGCUUUGAAGACACAGAUGAGCAGGGAUACACUCAAGACCAUCUUCAGUGUUGGCAGUCUCGAGACACGGAGCAGCAGUGACCUUUUUUCCAAGGCGAAGGAUAGCAUGCCAAGCGACUCGCCCGUCACAUCAAAUCGCCGGAAUACAUUCCAAGGCCCGUCCUCGCUCGUUUCUGCGGCGGCUGCUGCCGUCAAUCCUCUGAAAGCCGUCACUAAACGCAAAUCCCGCCUUACCAUGACAGUGGACUUUACCGACGAGUUCGAAGAAGCUCUUCAUGCCGAGGAAGCUCAGGAGCACCGAGACCGCUCUUCCAACACGGCCACCCCCGAACCAUUGCAAGAAAGCAAAGUUAAAACAAGCCGGCGAUCUUGGCUUCGCUGGAGCAGAGAAGGGGACCGACGGACGCCUAGUCCGGGAAAACCCUCGGAUGACGAUGCUUCCGACCAGGCCGCUGAUCAAGAACAAGGAACGAAUACAACCGAUGAGUCUGCUUUUGGAGCAGGUCGCCUCCGCCGCACAGAGUCUCGAUCGUCGUCGAUCAUUAGCAGGACCAUGAGCCUUACUUCGCAGCUCGAGCGUUCUCUCAGCUUAAAGAUCACGUUCCCCAAAAUCUCGAUGUCGCGCCCUUCGACGUCCGACCGUCCGGCUAUACCGAUUUCUGCAUUUUCUACUGCGUUCAAUAACAGCCAGGCGCUGUCUCCGAGUCUUCCAAGCCCGCUAUUUGCAGGAGUCAUGGAACAGCAACGGCGGGCUAUGCCACCAGAUACCUUUGCAGCCGCUUCGCCACCCUCUGCAUCACCAAGUGAAGCAGGAUGUCGCCGCCCGUCGCGCCAGAGCAGCCAAGACAGCCUUUACAACUCGGCGUCCGCCCAGUAUUACCGGGUGGCCAACCUCGCGUCUGCUACGGACUACAAUGAUACCAGCCACAUUACCGGUACCAUUGUUGCAUCGCCACCGCCGCUCGAUUCGCCAUCGCACUCAAACUAUCCCAACCUAGAGGCCCAAUUCGGCCAAGACUAUGGUAAUGGUGUGGAUCGCCACCGCCGUGGUUCUCUAGACAGCCUACCUCACGCACAUCGGUCCGUUUCUCUUUCCGGAAACGACACGCACAUGGCGUUUGUGGCAGCCGGAGGGGGCAUGUUCAAUCGGCACAGACGGAGUGACAGCCAGGACAGUGAGCCGCGUGUCGUCCGACAUCGCGCAAGCUUCAACGGCUAUAGCCUUGGCCCCAGCCAGUCCUGGAAUGGGGACAAUUACUCAAUAUCUCAAUCAAACCGGCCUAGGCGGAACCCUCCGCAGAUGUCAAACGGCUACACAGGCCAAGUGAUGGACCCAUUUGGUGGCGGCCAUCGGCGGAGCGGCAGCGCAAGCAGCGGACCUAUCGAUUUCUACAAGAUUCAACAGCAGCAAGCCUGGGACUAUUACUACCAGCAGUACGCACGGCCUCCUCCUAAUGUCGUACGAGGCUCGCAUCAUCGCAACAGGAGCAUGGGCUCUCGCCACGGCCCAGUUUCCGGUCCUCAAGCACCCUAUCGAAUUCUCCACAGCUACAACUCGCCAGCAUACCGUGGUGUGCCCAUUUGGGGAUAA
Sporothrix brasiliensis 5110 is the source of this 1608-nucleotide messenger RNA. RefSeq lists its product as uncharacterized. Lineage: Eukaryota; Fungi; Ascomycota; Sordariomycetes; Ophiostomatales; Ophiostomataceae. The transcript has 2 exons. Bases 1 to 1608 code for a protein of 535 amino acids. The record is from RefSeq and is a predicted model, not a curated record.